Molecule: messenger RNA, 4992 nt
Organism: Oryctolagus cuniculus (rabbit)
Lineage: Eukaryota; Metazoa; Chordata; Mammalia; Lagomorpha; Leporidae
Source: RefSeq, a predicted model, not a curated record
GGUAGACUGUCAGAAGAGAAAGGAAAUUUUUGGGUUACUUCAAGACACCCGCCCCCAGCGGCCCCCACCCAACUGACGUUUUUCGGAUUGCGGCUUUGGAAAUUGAAGUGUUGACUAGAGUAUGGACGAAGUUGCUGAUCUCAUUCUUUGAGUACCGUACUAGUAAAACCAUAUAAGUGUCAGCCAGAAGAGAGAGUACUGUUGACAUUUGCAUCGAUGCUGUUUGCAUCUUUUGAGUUCAUAAGAUGUCGGGUUCUGUGAAUCUUUUAUCGAAUUUAGAGUGUGUACUACAUUUAUUUAAUUCUGCAAAUGCUUAAAAUGAAAACAUUCGGGAAAUGCGAAGGUUACCUUCAAAUUUUAAAUGAUUAAUUCUUCUCAGAAAUGCUAAACAGUGGAAUACCAUUGAAGAAACAUAAUUUUCAAGACUAGUGAACAAUAAGAAGGGGACAUGGUUUUAGAAUGAUAAGUGAAAUGCUGGUAUUAUUAGAUCGUGUUGUUAUUAGACGCUAAGAUUUACUUGAGAGUUUCCCUUCAUUUUCUUGGAAGACAGCUGAGAGAAGAGAUGGAUGAUUCCUACACUUUAAACAUUUGCGGUACAACAAACUAGUUAGUUCUAAUGGCUUGGGUCUUUAAGCUAAUUGUGUGUUUUAAGACUAGCAUCUAACCACUAGCACUUGAAAACACAAGUUCUAAUGUUCUCUUUUAUUUUGAAAAUUUGUGCUUUUGUGAAAUAUUAAUCAGCAUAUGGUUUCUGCUGGGAGCUCUAUAAUCAAAACGGCUUACUACUCAGAGGUAGAUACCUUCUCUCCACGUUGAUUUUAUUAAUGGGUGUUGAUUUUUACUUUAAAAAACCAAAGCUGAAGUAGAUUAUUUCAGAAUCACAUGCAGUGAAGGCUGAGGAAAACUGAGGCUGAUUCUUCCAGUUCUCUUAUGUCUGUUUCCUUGUGCACAAUUUUUUGUUGGUGAGAGUGUUAUUAGUGAGAUUAAAAAUAAAGCAGUCUCUAUUCUAUCAACAUGUUUGUGUAUUGCCCAUAAAAGGGCUCAGGAAAGCUAGGUUUUGUGAAUAUUAGCAAAUUUUAAAGAGAAAGGGAAUAUCUCUUUUUGAUGAAUAUUUCUUUUUUCCUUAACAUGGAUAUUUUGCUGCAUAUUACAUUUCAUUUUUCCUUUGUCCUUCCUACAUUGUAAUGAAUUUGUAAAUUUAGUUUUAUAAAUGUUUGUUUUCAAGUAAUAAAUUCAAAUAGCUGGAUACUAGAACAAGCUUUUUCUUUCACCAAGUUAGUAUAUUCUUUAGGUAAUUAACAAAUGACUAGAAGUCUUUUUAAGUCCACAAGUUUUCUAAUGUAUUUUCAAUGUUACGAUGUGAAGAUAAAUUUGUAAUUCCAUUUCAAGUUCUAAAAUUUUUUGUUUUAAGACUUCUACAAGUUAAUACUCCUUUCUCCCGGGCUGCCUUUAAGACUUCUAAAGGAAAGCUACCCUUCAACUCCUACUCUGCGAAAUAGCCACACUUACAGUCUUGUCCUGAAAGUAACUCACUGUUUCAAUAGUGAAAAUAUGCUAACCAUCCAACGUAUUGAAUUAUUUUGGAGAAGGCUUUAUUAUUAGUCUUCUUUGCUUUUUAGAUAUAUUUUUAAGUAACAGACAAGCUGACAUAUAAGGGAAGAGCAGAGAUUUUAUACAUAUAUAAUGAAUAGCAUAAAAUAAGUACAGAUUUAUGUGGAGAAAUCUGGGCCUCCAUCAUUUGCUGGUUUUCACGUAAAAUCCCCAUGUUAAUCGUGCAAAUGAUAUUUAACUUGUGUUCUGUCUAGAAACUUCAUGAGUUGCCUCUGAACUGGGGAACUGAGAAGUCAGUUCCUAAUGACAGUUGCUUUUCUCAGAAAAUCAUGACUUCCAAACCCAAUCUGUUUCAGAUUCUCUGGACAUAAAUGGGAGAGAGGGGAGGACAUUGAAACUACAAAAUUAGUCCAGGAACACGGGCAGUCUUGAGCUCUGGUCUUCUUUUCUGUGGGAAGGAGCCAUCAGCACGGGAGAAUAGUAGGGAUCGGCAAGCAGGCGAGCUCCCUUGUUGGUUGCAAUUUCAUUGACCUGGCUGCCUCGAGUUCUCAUUAGGGGGCAAAGACUUGGCUCAGCGCAAGAGAGACCUCUGAGGAAGAGCAGUAGCUCUUUUGGAUUGGAUUUCACCAGGUGUUAGCCUUGGUUUGCAAGCCGGAGUAUAACACCCCUGCCCCAGUCUGUGCAAAGACCCUGCCACUUAGCCUUUGCCUCCCUGGGUGGGCUGGGGUCUAUCCAGGGUCCUGAUUGCUACUCUGUGAGCCUGAAGGAGUCACCACUUCAUAUGCGCAUUUGCGUGGUGGGAAGUGCUCCCGAAUCUCAUUUCCCCUUUCCAGCAGGCUCGGGGACAGGGGAGGUAAUACAGAAGAAUCAGUACAAGGGGCCCCGCCCGACACUGAAGAUUUCCCUCAAAUUUCGGGGAAGUUAUUUGUGGGGCCCAAUUCCAUCUCAGAACGGGCCUGCCCUUCAGGGAGCCAUUUCAGAGAUCCCUGAACAGAGAUGCUUGAUUCUAAGGCUGGUUCACAGGACCACCCCAGGCUGCUCUUUGGUGACCAGGGUACUUUGCCCUGUUUUUUCCUCUUCAGUAGGAAGUAGUAAACUUCAGCCCAAAGCUGAAGUAGCUAAUGCUUUAUAGAAUGGGAGCUUUUACUAAGAGGAAAGGAAGCCAUGAGUACCUGGCAGGAAUGUUUGUGUGGGGAAGUGAAGGAAUAGAUCAAGGGUCUUUGAGGGUGCAGCCACUGACAAGGUUUAUGCCCUAGAUUGCUAUUGGUUUCUUGAUGGUUAGCCUUCCCUUGACUGGACAACCAUGUACUCAGCUGUCUCUUGGGCUAAGUCAGGGAACCAAGCCUCCUGACUCAGAGGGUAGAGGAGUUGUUCUGUGGGAAUAGAACCCUCAGAUGGAAUGGGUACAGUCUUCUCAGAGUGGGAGGCAGCGAUCCAUGCUUGAGAAGCCAAGGCUAAGAUUGCAUGGCCGUUUCCUGUCUGCUCCCUGCAGGAGGUGAUGGGGAGAGUGUGGGGGCAUUGGCAGGGGUCCCCUGGAGAUAGGCCUUGAUGCUCUCAUAACCACCAGGGCUGCAGACUACAGUAAGGGGGCUGUAAGCUUCACUACCUAUCUGGGAGUAGGAAAAUAGGCCCUAGAUUAUUCAUCAGAUCUAGGAAGAGAGAAAUCGCUUAUUUCUGAGCCCCCUCUACUCCUGAGCCCGUUUCGGAGACCAAAGACGAUCUCCUUUAGCUGUCAUGUCUAAAAAUUCAUUCAUUAAUUAAUGGUCGUUAAUCUGUCUGCAUAAGAACCAGGAAUCAUUUAAUGUUUUACAUUUUGGGGGGUGAGGACCUUUCCUGCCACACACAAGUUUCUGGGAGGAAACGCAAAGGGGGCGAGCGAACCUGCUUUAAUGAAUCCCGGGGAACUGCGUUUCCCAGGAAAUUCCUGACAUUUUUAGCUCAUGAAUUUCCGAAAGCCUGCUUGGUUUUCUCCUCCAUUCUGGGUCCUUCCAGAGAAGAGGAGUGGGCUGGGGUCUGAAUGUUCAGCAGGGCCUGGUUCUUCCGCAGAGCUGGCCAGCAACCCAGUCUGGGCUCAGCCGUGAGUAGGGUUCCCCCUUCCCCAAAUCUUGGGAUGAGGGGGAGGCCGGCAAGGCAGUCGUGGUCCCAAGAGGCGCUGGUUGCGGGUUUUUGGAUCUCGCGAGAGUGGCUGACUGGCUGUGGGGGUUGCGGCGGCAGCAGGCGGAGCCGGGGAGGGAAAGCAGCGGCGGCUGAGGCGACUGAGGCGGCGGGCGGAGCGGCAGGCGGCGGCGGCGGCGGCGGCGGCGCGGCGGCGGAGCGCAGCAUCAUGGCGGACCGAGACAGCGGCAGCGAGCAGGGUGGUGCGGCGCUGGGCUCGGGCGGCUCCCUGGGGCACCCGGGCUCGGGCUCAGGCUCCGGCGGGGGCGGUGGUGGCGGCGGGGGCGGCGGCGGCAGUGGCGGCGGCGGCGGCGGCGGCGGGGCCCCGGGGGGGCUGCAGCACGAGACGCAGGAGCUGGCCUCCAAGCGAGUGGACAUCCAGAACAAGCGCUUCUACCUGGACGUGAAGCAGAACGCCAAGGGCCGCUUCCUGAAGAUCGCAGAGGUGGGCGCGGGUGGCAACAAGAGCCGCCUCACUCUCUCCAUGUCAGUGGCCGUGGAGUUCCGCGACUACCUGGGCGACUUCAUCGAGCACUACGCGCAGCUGGGCCCCAGCCAGCCGCCCGACCUGGCCCAGGCACAGGACGAGCCGCGCCGGGCGCUCAAGAGCGAAUUCCUGGUGCGCGAGAACCGCAAGUACUACAUGGAUCUCAAGGAGAACCAGCGCGGCCGUUUCCUGCGCAUCCGCCAGACGGUCAACCGGGGGCCCGGCCUGGGCUCCACGCAGGGCCAGACCAUUGCGCUGCCCGCGCAGGGGCUCAUCGAGUUCCGUGACGCUCUGGCCAAGCUCAUCGACGACUACGGAGUGGAGGAGGAGCCGGCCGAGCUGCCCGAGGGCACCUCCUUGACUGUGGACAACAAGCGCUUCUUCUUCGAUGUGGGCUCCAACAAGUACGGCGUGUUUAUGCGAGUGAGCGAGGUGAAGCCCACCUACCGCAACUCCAUCACCGUGCCCUACAAGGUGUGGGCCAAGUUCGGACACACCUUCUGCAAGUACUCGGAGGAGAUGAAGAAGAUUCAAGAGAAGCAGAGGGAGAAGCGGGCUGCCUGUGAGCAGCUCCACCAGCAGCAGCAGCAGCAGCAGGAGGAGACCGCCGCUGCCACCCUGCUACUGCAGGGUGAGGAAGAAGGGGAAGAAGAUUGAUCAAACUGAAUGGAAACCCCUCCCCAUACACACAUGCAUACACAUAGACACAGACACACACACACACACACACACGUACAGCCACACACAGAGAAAAUAUACUGUAAAGAAAGAGAAUAAAGUUUAAAAGUUAAAAAAAAAAA